This is a messenger RNA of Anopheles coustani, 659 nucleotides long. RefSeq names its product protein FAM136A. The record is from RefSeq and is a predicted model, not a curated record. The coding region runs from base 100 to 528 and encodes 142 amino acids. The transcript has 3 exons. NCBI's taxonomy places the organism in Eukaryota, Metazoa, Arthropoda, Insecta, Diptera, Culicidae. Gene Ontology annotation, cellular component: cytoplasm.
UGUAAUAUAGCUGUCAAGUUCAACGAAAUCGGCAAAUAUAGCGGCACCAAAGUUGUUGUCUCAGGAAAAAACGGACCGAAUUUCGUCAGAAUCUGCAAAAUGAUUGAGCAACAGAAGCAGCGGAUAGAAAUGGAGAUUACGAAGCAACUGGACGAUCUCGACCGAAAUGUGCUGCGUAAAAUGCAAGCCGAUAUGCACGACUGUGCCGCCCGGUGCUGCAAGGAUACAAAUUCUUCUAUGGACACUGUGCAACAGUGCGUUGAACGUUGCUCCAUUCCUGCCCAACGAGCGCAACAGCACGUAGAAACCGAAAUUAAUUCAUUCAACAGCCGUCUUCAGCGAUGUGUUAUGGAUUGUAAUGACACUAUUAAAGAUAAGAUGGGAUCCAAUCCUUCGGAGGGCGAUAUCGCCAAGUACACUGCCGAAUUCGAACGUUGCGCGAUAAAAUGCGUCGACAAGCAUGUGGCUAUCCUGCCAAAUAUGUUUUCCAGCAUGCGGAAAGUUCUACAAAGCCGGGCAACUCAGUAAACAUUCGUUUUACAGGCAAACGAACUAAGCGUUUUUUGAUAGUUCUUCGAACUGUGCAAUGUUUCUUCGGUAUAGCAUUUUUAUUUUGCAUUUGUACGGAAUAAAACAAGAAAAGUUUAUCUCCCAAUGUA